This is a messenger RNA of Erpetoichthys calabaricus (reedfish), 1776 nucleotides long. RefSeq names its product gap junction protein delta 2b (gene gjd2b). Gene Ontology annotation, cellular component: connexin complex. The transcript has 2 exons. The record is from RefSeq and is a predicted model, not a curated record. Gene Ontology annotation, biological process: cell communication. NCBI's taxonomy places the organism in Eukaryota, Metazoa, Chordata, Cladistia, Polypteriformes, Polypteridae. Bases 842 to 1756 code for a protein of 304 amino acids.
AACAGACGUCGAAUUUGCAUUUUAAAUGCCACACUGCCUUUUCCCACUGCUGGCCAAAUAAGCGCCCACUGUGCUGAAGAAGACUACACAGGAGGCGAAUGACAACGCCGGCGGGCAACCAAAGACAUCUGCGUGUUUUGUUGAACAAAUGAGCACAUUUACAAGUCAGUGGAGCGAAUGGCUGUGGCUAGCGAAGCUCAAAGGGCUCCAAAGAAGCAGAAGCCAAAGCGCUGACUGGCCAGCGAGGCGGGGACGCCGUCCGGUCUCGUAGGACGCACCGCGCACGGGCCGUCGCCUUAAACCCCCCCCACCCCCCGUGUAAUCCCCCUCGGAGAGCCGCUCGGACUUGACUCUGUCUGCCACCGUUAAAAAGUCCAUAAAUAAAAGCCAAAACCCAGAGCUACCGCGAGGGAGACCCCCCGCCCCGUGCGCGGGGAUUAUCGCCAAUCAUUUUAUUACAGAUUAAUCUGGUACCAGUGUCCAGAGAGUUUAAUGAAAAUGAGGAAUGCUGGUGUUUUGGCAGCUCUCCACCAACCUGUCUGUGUGUGACGCAGGAUGAGACUACUUAAAGGCACGCAGAUUAGAGCUGGCAAGAUAUUAAAUCCAGCCUCCCUCCCUCCAUUCAGACGCUGCGCGGCUCAGCGUGCUGAUCUGAAGAUCGAAAAUAGGAGGGCUUACAGUAAUCGGCACUUGAGAGACGGAGAAGGCGCUCCAGCCGCAGACACCCAUGGGGGCCGACACGUCCGCAAGCUGAGACCUCGGCGGUGUCCGAAAGAGACUUUCCCAAGCCGGGCUAGGGAUUCGUGCCGAGCGCUGGCCCCGCAUCUCCGGAUGAACAGACAUGGGGGAAUGGACCAUCCUGGAGCGACUCUUGGAGGCUGCGGUCCAGCAGCACUCUACGAUGAUAGGAAGGAUCCUGUUAACGGUGGUGGUGAUCUUCCGGAUCCUAAUCGUGGCAAUAGUUGGAGAGACGGUCUACGACGACGAGCAGACCAUGUUCGUGUGCAACACCCUCCAGCCGGGCUGUAACCAGGCCUGCUACGACAAGGCUUUCCCCAUCUCCCACAUGAGGUACUGGGUCUUCCAGAUCAUCAUGGUGUGCACCCCGAGCCUUUGCUUCAUCACGUACUCGGUGCACCAGUCCGCCAAGCAGAAGGAGCGGAGGUACUCCACCGUGUUCCUCACUCUGGACAAGGAGCAGGACUCGAUGAAGCGCGAAGACAGCAAGAAGAUCAAGAACACCAUCGUCAACGGCGUGCUCCAGAACACCGAAAACCUAACCAAAGAAACGGAGCCCGACUGCCUGGAGGUCAAGGAGAUCCCCAACUCAGCCCUCCGAACGACCAAAUCCAAGAUGCGGCGGCAGGAGGGCAUCUCCCGCUUCUACAUCAUCCAGGUGGUGUUCCGAAACGCCCUGGAGAUCGGCUUUUUGGUCGGCCAGUACUUCCUCUAUGGAUUUAACGUGCCCUCGGUGUACGAGUGUGUCCGGUACCCUUGCAUAAAAGACGUCGAGUGCUACGUCUCCAGGCCCACGGAGAAGACGGUCUUUCUGGUGUUCAUGUUCGCCGUGAGCGGGCUCUGCGUGGUCCUUAAUUUGGCAGAACUGAAUCAUUUGGGAUGGAGAAAGAUCAAAAUGGCAGUCAGGGGGGUGCAGGCCAGAAGGAAAUCCAUUUACGAAAUUCGAAACAAGGACCUCCCGAGAAUGAGCGUGCCUAAUUUUGGUCGGACUCAGUCCAGCGAUUCUGCCUACGUCUGAGACCCCCCCCCCCCCCCCCC